Messenger RNA from Laccaria bicolor S238N-H82, 2610 nucleotides. RefSeq lists its product as uncharacterized. Gene Ontology annotation, biological process: triglyceride catabolic process. The record is from RefSeq and is a predicted model, not a curated record. The transcript is spliced from 12 exons. The coding region runs from base 1 to 2610 and encodes 869 amino acids. Gene Ontology annotation, molecular function: sterol ester esterase activity; triacylglycerol lipase activity. Gene Ontology annotation, cellular component: cytosol. Lineage: Eukaryota; Fungi; Basidiomycota; Agaricomycetes; Agaricales; Hydnangiaceae.
AUGAUCGACCAUCUUGUCGGUCGCCCAAACCCUUCAUGGAAGCGUACUCAGGUUUUUCUCGUUAUUAUCUUUUGGCUAUGGAGGAUUGUUCGUGGUAACUCGGGCCCUCCACGCAUUCUUUGGCUUCCCAGGUUCAACAAAACUUUGCAACGCUUCACCCCAUGGCAGAUUGUUCUGAGUACACUUACUGCAGUAUACACAAUCCGAAAUUUUGAUAAGAUUUUGGGUGUGAGCGCACCGGAGCCGCUCGCACGACUAGUAAGCCCAUCAUCUUUCGUGUGUCGGAAUUGCGUUAAGAGAGACGUGAAGUACUCGCCAUCAUAUUAUCGUGCCACAUGGAUUGCUACUGGACUUGAUGCCGGAUUCGCCACUGCUAUGUCCAUCCGUCCCAAAUGGUUGAGGGAUAUAUCAUCAAUUAUAUUUUCUUUCUACUACAUCCUAUAUGCACAAGAAGCUGAUGAAAAGCUUCGAAGAUUCCGUGCGGUACCAACUGUUGAGAUGCUAAGAACCACUUGGGAAAAGACUACAAACCCUUAUAUUCGCCUGGUAUCAUACUUGCCACGCAUAAGUGUCAGGCGAAAGAUCUUGCUUCCCCGCCCGAAGUCAUCGUCUUAUGACCGCCCUAUAACUGCUUACUUAUUCUUCGCACCUCCUGAAUGGCAAUUAUGCAAGGCCACCGAAUUAAUUCUUGAUUUCCCUGGCGGAGGUUUUGUGGCAAUGAGCCCUGAACAUCAUGAAGAACGACUCAGGAUGUGGGCAGUCACAAGCGGUCGACCAGUGGUAUCAAUAGAUUAUGGGAAAGCGCCAGAAUAUCCUUAUCCAUUCGCACAAGAUGAAGCGUUUGAUACAUAUAGAGUCCUUGUGGAAUCAUGUGGGUCACUCCUUGGAAUGUCAGGAAAAAAGCUCCGCGUAAUUCUGUCUGGGGAUUCAGCCGGAGGCACGCUGGCAUUGAAUGUUGUACUUAAGGCAUUGGAGCUUAAAGAGCAAACUUCAGCUUCUCACCAUCCAAUUUUUUUGCCGCUCCCAACCGCCAUUGUCCUUAAUUAUGCCGCACUCGAUUUUAAUUUCACCUCUUGGAUGACUGCAGACAAUUUGCAAGUUUUGAGAUCCGAGCAAUCGUCUGGGAACCUCCCUGGUAUAAAGGAGCUGGCAGAACAGAAGGAUCACCUCAAACACAUCAGUCCCCUUAGCAUGGUAAGAGACAAAAAACCUAAUUCAACUCGAAGGCGCAUCAAGAGGAGGUCAAGCUGGAAGGACACUCUCCGGGAUCUUGCAAGUGGCGGCGAGGGUGGAUCUAGCCAUUCAAAAAUUUCGUCGUCUUCCUCGAAAGGUCCUUCAAAAAUUCUCACUCAUGACCCCCUUUCAACCAACGGUGUUGGCGAUGAAGGCGUGCUUGCUGACGCUGAAAGCGAAGACGAGGACGAUUUCCGCCAAUACAAGGAAGAGGACCGACCUAUUCAAGCUCGCGUUUUGUACAAGUAUCCCUACGGUGGUGCCAAUGUCCCGCGCAGCGAGUCGGCACUUGAAAGACAGCAACAAGAACUUUCUAUAGCCGUUGAGGAAGCUAAUACAAAAGCUACUCUUGCGAUGGGCGGGAAAACGCCUCACUCCUCUAACGGCACACCCAAGGAACCUAUUGGUACACGAUUGACGAUGACCAGCAGAACAGGAUAUUUUCAGGAUCGCAUCGUUUCUCCCAGUAUGAUGCGGGCUAUGGCGAUCCUGUAUAUCGGGCCACAUCGGAAUCCUGAUUUUGCUACUGAUUAUCAUAUCUCUCCGAUCCUUGCCCCAGCACGUCUGCUGGCACAAUUCCCGCCGCUUCUAAUGCAAUGCGGAGAAAAAGACCCUUUUGUGGAUGACACCGUGAUCUUUGCAGGACGAGUGAGGGAGGCCAAGCGUGCCCGGAAGAUUGAACUGGAUUUGGCUUUGUCGGGAAAAAGCGCACGGUUUGGCGAGAGUCUUCGAAUGAGUAACGCAGAGUCGCUGCUGGAGACCAAGGCGUCUGCAGAAGCGAAAAGGGAGCGGGAAAAGCUCGCGAGUGAGAGUGAGUCGGACUGGGUCCAAAUGGUUCUUUUCUCGGAUUGGAGCCAUGGAUAUCUCCAAAUGCCAACUCUGAUGAGCGAGGCAAAGGCUGUUAUCGAGGAAGUGGCCGACUGGAUUGACGACGCAUUCAAUAGGUAUGGGAAUCAAAGCGGCGUUCAAGCGACGACGACUCGUGAGAGCACAGACCGACCCGCCCCAAAGAACCUAUCAUUACCGAAAUCGUCGACCAAGACAAUUGGGCACAGUCCUCUAACGUCAGAAACGGAGACUGAUGAUUCUGGGAUCACGUUUGUGCCGAAGAGGUAUCAUGAUCAGUCACGCCGAGGGUCGCCCGAAGCUUCUCCUUCAGGCUCUGGGAUGUUUUUGUCGUCAAAGGAGGAUUCAUCUGGGUCGGAAGCAACGUUAGUGGUGAAUGCUACACCAUGGGAAUUGCAGAGCAAGACGGAACAUGGUACAAGGACGCAGACGCCAGACAAGGCAUCGACGCCGAGGUUGACGGGACAAACGAUCUCUGAGACGGAACUUAUGCGACGACGAAGACUGCUUGACGCACACAUAUUUGAUUAG